AGGGAAAGACCAUCUUUCCUCUCUCACAACCCAUCUUCCCUUCGCUCGGAGGAGACCGCAGCGCAAGCCGUUUGUUUCGGCAUCAUUCUUUUCUUUCACCCCCUCUCCUCCUCCUGUUCUCGCUGCACCCCCUCCCCGUUAUUGCCGGUCUCCCGGUUUGAAGGAGGAACCGGGGAGCCCGGUCGUGAUUUUGUGGAAAUACAUUUUUGCAUUUUUUCUGCUGGGUGUUGGUAGCGCGCAGUUGGUGCGCGCUUCUGCAAAUUCCGGUGAAUGGUGGAUUUGGCAAACAUGGAGACCGUGGAGAAGGAAUGCGGGGCCCUCGGGGGUCUAUUCCAGGCGAUUGUCAACGACAUGAAGUGCUCCUAUCCUGUGUGGGAGGACUUCAGCGCCAAGGCCACUAAGCUGCAUUCCCAGCUCCGAACCACUGUCCUGGCUGCUGUGGCCUUCCUGGAUGCCUUUCAGAAGGUGGCAGACAUGGCCACCAACACCAGAGGGGCAACCAGAGAUAUUGGUUCAGCUCUGACCAGGAUGUGCAUGAGGCAUCGCAGCAUUGAGGCCAAACUUCGCCAGUUCACCAACGCUUUGAUGGAGAGUCUGAUCAAUCCUCUCCAGGACAAGAUUGAGGACUGGAAGAAGACAGCCAACCAGCUGGAUAAAGAUCAUGCAAAAGAGUACAAGAGGUCACGCCACGAGAUCAAGAAGAAGUCAUCUGACACCAUGAAGCUACAGAAGAAGGCUCGUAAAGAGAUCCAGGGGCGAGGGGACCUGCAGCCUCAGCUGGACAGUGCCAUGCAGGAUGUCACCGACAUGUGCCUGUUGAUGGAGGAGACGGAGAAGCAGGCGGUGCGCCGAGCCCUGGUGGAGGAGAGGGGUCGCUUCUGUACCUUCAUUGGCUUCCUUCAGCCAGUCGUGAACGGAGAGAUUGCCAUGCUGGGAGAGAUCACUCACCUCCAGGCCAUCAUUGAUGACCUCACUGUGCUGACAACCGAUCCUCACAAACUGCCCCCUGCCAGUGAACAGGUGAUUAAGGAUCUGAAGGGCUCAGACUACAGCUGGUCUUAUCAGACCCCUCCUUCAUCUCCAAGCAGCUCCGGCUCACGCAAGAGCAGCAUGUGCAGCAGCGUCAACAGCGCCCACAGUAGUGCCUCCCGUUCGUCAGGAGGAGGCGGGAGUGGUGGUAUUGGUGGUGGCGGUGGUGGUGGAGGUUCCCAACCCCACUCACCCACUUCCUCCUCCUCCUCCUCCUCCUAUCGGUACCGCAGCAGCCUGCCGCACCAGCCUCCGCCACCGGGAGGCAUCGCCGCACACCGACUCAGCAGCGUCUCCUCCCACGAUUCAGGCUUUGUGUCCCAGGAUGCCAAUAUCUACUCCAAGCCUCCUUCACCCAUGCCCUCGGACAUCACUAGCCAGAAGUCAUCCAGCUCAGCGUCAUCAGAGGCCUCAGAAACAUGCCAGUCAGUCAGUGAAUGCAGCUCCCCCACCACUGAUUGGUCCAAAGCAGGUCAGUAUGAGCAGCCGGUGGCUGCAGCAGCAGUCCAGAGGAGAAAGGAACCUCUCGACAGGCUGAGGGAGAACGAGGCAUCGCCGGGCUCCCAGGGGUACGCCGGGCCAUCACACCCCGAUGACGGGCAGAGAUCCAGGAUGACCCCGGCUACUAUUGCUGCAAAGCAUGGAGAGGAGGUUUCACCAGCAGCCAGUGACCUUGCCAUGGUGCUCACCAGAGGACUGAGUAUGGAGCAGCAGAAGAGCAGCAGAGACUCUCUGCAGUACUCCAGUGGAUACAGCACCGAGACCACGACCCCAUCCUGCUCCGAGGACACAAUCCCCUCACAAGGUUCAGAUUAUGACUGCUACUCAGUGAACGGUGAUGCUGAAGGUCCAGACGGACAGACAGAGUUUGACAAGUCCUCCACGAUUCCUCGCCACUCCAACAUCGCCCAGAACUACCGGCGCAUGAUCCAGACCAAGAGGCCAGCCAGUACAGCUGGUCUACCCAGUGGUGUUCUCGGUCCCGGUGCCCAUGGGAUACCAGGACAACCUGGUGGAGCUGGUGGAGGCGGAGCAGGGACUCCAGGCACUGCCACCAUCCGGCGAACCCCAUCUACCAAACCAGGUGUGAGGCGCACACUGUCCAAUGCGGGUCCGAUCCCCAUCCGACCACCCAUUGUGCCUGUGAAGACACCCACUGUUCCCGGAGACUCACACUCACCUGGGGCGGGUGGUGGUGGGUACGCAGGUGGAGGACAUUCAGGUGGCGUGCCUGUGCGUGUAGGCAGUGAGGAGUGCGUGUUCUUCACUGGAGUCGAGGACGCACAGGGUGCGCUUGAUUAUGUCAAGGCGUCACCCAAGCGCCUCAGCCUGCCUAACACCGCCUGGGGAUCAGGGGCGGCAUUAGAGGUCUACGCCCAGCAGCACGGGGGCCUUGCACUAGGAACAGGUUCAGGGGCCGGAUCAGAGGAGGAUCAGAUGAUCGCGGCCAAUCGGCACAGCCUAGUGGAGAAGAUCGGCGAGUUGGUAGCCAGCGCACAUGCCCUCGGAGAGGGCCAGUUUCCUUUCCCCGCCCUCCCCGAUGACCCGGCCCCGCCUCCAACUGGCCCCACCGACUCUCAGACAGGGACAGAGGAAGCAGAGGGGUCCGGCGAUAUGCUGACCACUAUCAGGAGAGGAGUCCGCCUUCGCAAGACCGUCUCCAAUGACCGCUCUGCGCCACGCAUCUUGUGAUUGGAGGAGAAGCAGGAAGAAGAUGAUACUUGUCAGCCAAUAGGGAGUCAGGUGUUGGUGUGGUGCAACCCAACCACCUAGUACAUACACAAAAACUUAACCAUGUAGGGAAAGCUAUAAUAUAAAAGAAGAUGAAUGAAAACAAAAAC
Messenger RNA from Seriola dumerili (greater amberjack), 2870 nucleotides. RefSeq names its product MTSS1-like protein (gene mtss2b). NCBI's taxonomy places the organism in Eukaryota, Metazoa, Chordata, Actinopteri, Carangiformes, Carangidae. The record is from RefSeq and is a predicted model, not a curated record. The transcript has 15 exons. Gene Ontology annotation, biological process: cell projection assembly; plasma membrane organization. Bases 271 to 2721 code for a protein of 816 amino acids. Gene Ontology annotation, molecular function: actin binding; phospholipid binding. Gene Ontology annotation, cellular component: actin cytoskeleton; cytoplasmic side of plasma membrane.